CACCAGCAGCAAAAAUAUCAGUAGGCUUCCAUCAACGUUUGCUAGGGGAAAUUUUCUUCAAAUUCACAAUAAUGUCUUCAAUGGUUUGUUUUUAUGUGUUGGUCCGUUGGACAAAUAUUGUUGAAUGUUGAAAUGAGUUGGAUUGUGUCUUUCAAAUCUUAUUUAAGGGGUAUAUGUUGGAGCUUUUAUUUUGACAUUGAAUUUGAGUGUCAUAUUACUACGUAAUUUGUAUGGCAUGCGUCCCACACGAACUAUUUCCUUUCUCAUUUUUUUUUCUUUUUCAUCCAAACAUGAAAGUUGUGUUGGAAUGUACAAGAAUACAAAGUUAUACAAAGCCCCUGGACCCGAUGGAUUUAGUGCUGGUUUCUUCAAAUCCCAGUGGCAACUGGUUGGCCCUGAUCUGUUUGAGGCAGUGGCAGAAUUUUUCCAACAUGGAAAACUGCUCAAGCAACUCAAUCAUGCUGUCAUUGCACUCAUCCCCAAAACCACUCAUAACCCAUCUGUGAAAGACUUUAGGCCUAUUGCCUGUUUGAAUGUGAUCUAUAAAGUUAUCACCAAAAUCCUUGCUCAAAGAAUGGCUCCAUUGUUGCCAAACUUGAUUGACUCGGCUCAGGGAGCGUUUGUGGAGGGUAGGUCAUUGAUUGACAACGUACUCUUGGCUCAACAUUUGAUCAGAGGCUAUGCUAUCAAGAGGGCCACACCCAAAUGCAUGAUCAAGCUUGAUAUUACCAAAGCUUAUGACACCGUCUCUUGGGAUUUCCUCAAUAGCAUUAUGAUUGGACUUGGUUUCCCCCCGAAGUUUGUGCAUUGGGUUAUGGAGUGUGUCACUUGGGCUUCAUUUUCAAUCUCGGUCAACGGAGAGCUCCACAGAUUCUUCAAAGGCCAAAGAGGCUUAAGACAAGGCCAAGGAUGGCACGUUCCAUUACCAUCCGGAUUGUGCUACCCCUACUUGGCUUUCGCGGAUGAUAUUAUGCUUUUCUCCAAGGGGGGUUUUACUUCGGUCACAGCUUUAAUGGAGGUUUUGAAUCAUUUCUCUGCCGUCUCUGGUCUUCAUUUCAGCCCCACCAAAUCCAACAUUUUCAUUGCCGGGAGGGAUAGAGACCGAAGUGAAGACAUAAUUAGCCUUGUUCAUUUUCCAGUGGGGCAGCUCCCUGUGCGCUAUUUAAGGCUGCCCUUGGCGUCCCAAAGGCUCACGGAAUCUGAUUUUGCCCCAUUGAUCAACAAAAUUGAUAACUUCUUACGUGGUUGGAGCACCAACAAGCUUUCUUAUGCCGGGCGCGUUGAACUCUUGAGGGCAGUCAUCCAAGGGACUGAAUCCUUCUGGCUUCAAGCAUUCCCUACGCAAAAAGUUGUACUCAAUAGAAUCACAGGCCUGUGCCGUGACUUCCUAUGGGGCAGUAAGUUUGCUAAGGUCCACAACAUCUACCUUAAUGGGAGGAGUGCUUGGAGUUGGAUCCCUAAGAAGAGGGAUUCUUGUCUAUUCAAGAGGUUGGCCGAGAUUAGAGACCUCCUCUUUGUUAAGCUUGGUAAUCCCCUUUCAAUUGAAGAUGCUUUGAAACCUUUCUGCUUCAACAAUAAGCUUCUUUCCGGGAAAAUCUAUGAUUUGUUUAGGGUUCGUUCUCACCCGAAGCCCUGGAUGAAGUUCAUCUGGCAACCGUUUAUUCCACCAAAAUGCUCUUUCACCUUGUGGUUGGCGUUCAGAAACAGACUACCCACAAAGGUUAAUCUUGGAUUCCUUGAUGUUGGAAUAUCAAGAGUAUGUUUCCUUUGUGGAGUCGAGUUGGAAACUAUCAACCAUUUGUUCUUCAGCUGCUCGGUGACUAAGCAUGUAUGGGGUCUGAUUCGUUCUUGGAUGGAGAUUGAGGCACACCUUACCACCUUCAUACGAGCUGUCCGGUGGUUGCGGUCAAACAAGAGAGGUGCCCUUCCCAGGAGGAGGGCGAUGAAGCUUGCAUUUGCCUGCACCGUCUUUAUGCUUUGGAAGUCUCGAAAUGAGAAAAGAGAAAGUUCGAAGCUUUUUCCGUUUUCUGAAGAAGAUUCAAGAAACAGGGCAAUGAGAGAUUGGGGGAGGACCUCGGAGAUCAUGACGACGUGCGAGAAACACCCUUCGGCUUCUUCUGUCGGAAUCUGCUCUCGCUGCCUGAAAGACCGGCUCUUGGAGCUUGUCUGCUCGGAUUGCGGGGAGAAUCGCGUCUCUUCGUGCUCUUGCUCUGGUGUUUCUUCUUCCCGGAUCUGGUUCUUGAUCGAGAACGAGAGGGGGUUCGAUCAGCUGAAGGCGGCGGCGGGGAGGGGGCUUCGCCGGAGCAGCAGCAACCGCGAGGAGAUCAAGAAGAGCGGAAACGGGUUCUGGAAGAUCAAGAGCCUGUUCGGGAAAAUCAAGAACCGGGGAAUCGACGACCACCAGGUGUUCGACGAAAUGCGCGUGUCGAGAUCGAGGUCUCUGUGCAGCUUCCGAGACGACGGCUCCGACCAGUUCAGAUUCUCCGGCGCGAAGAUCUCAGAUGCCACGGCCUGGUCGAUGCCCGACUCCGAUUAUCCGAGGAACGGUGAAGAAUCAGCAACCUGGGUAGACACGAAGCCCCGCAUUUCCUCCGGUCGCCACCUGUCUUGGUCUGGCAGAGGAAUAAUGCGGUUGGGUUCUUGCAGAGUGACGGCGAACGGCGGGGAGGAAUCGGAGAAAGGAAGGAAGAGAGGCCGGGAAAGGUACAGAGUAUGGAAAUGGAUGACAUGGCAAAAGUGAAGUGAUUAUUAAUAUAUAAUUUCUAUAAUUUUUUAAUAUAUAAAUUACAAGAUAAAAAUGGAAUAAAGAAGUGCAUUGGAU
Cuscuta campestris is the source of this 2821-nucleotide messenger RNA. Lineage: Eukaryota; Viridiplantae; Streptophyta; Magnoliopsida; Solanales; Convolvulaceae. The record is from the annotation of a GenBank genome assembly.